CUUGAAAUUCACCCAGCCAGCCCUCCCACUUCUUCUCUACUUCUCCUCUAGAACCGAUCUGUGACCUCGUUCUCAUACAUAUUCUCUCUCAAAUUAAACUUCAUUUGACUAUACGUCGAUAAACGUUUCGAUUCUAUCAGAAAGUCUACUCAAUUCCAAACCGUUCCAGUCGCGUUCCUCGCAUUGCGUGUCGACGAACGCGCCUUUCGCAGAACCAUACCACGUCGGAAUCGCGUCUUUCGUGACUGGCCACCACAAUGAGCUCAAUCACUCCUUUAGACACCUCCCAGCAACCACGGGACCCGUCAGAAUGCUCCUCUCUGGCGCGAAAACCUUCACUGUUACCUGCAUUUGAGCUACUGUCAUCGUCACCAGUCGCACGAUCACUUACCACGAAACGCAAAUAUGAAGACGACUCGCCUUGCAAAAGACAACCAGAGGUCAAAUACUACCCCACACCAGUACCUACCUCUUCAACAGGCAUCUUGCCCUCCUCGCCGUCCGCCCGUUCGACGCGUCCGAGACUGCAACGUACCGCGUCCACUGUGUCCCAACGUGCAGCCUUGACUGCUAUGCCCUCAGUGGAUCUUCCAGCCGAUGGAACAGUCGUUACCAUGGGAAGGUCUAGCAACUCCUCAGACUACCAACUCUCCGUCAAUCGCUUGAUCUCACGUGUACACAUCCUGGCAUCGUAUUGUGCCCCGACCAUAUCUCACAAAGAUGGCGAGGUUAGGGUGGAAUGCACCGGCGCGAAUGGUGCAAAAGUACACUGUGGGGGCCGGGCUCAUCAUCUGAGUAAAGGCAGCACGUUUUCGUCAGAUAAGAAGAGGGAAGAAAUCAUGAUAGAUGUGCAAGAUGCCCGCGUUGUCCUCGUAUGGCCGUACGUACCACGACGAUCGUUGAUAGACCAACAAGCAGAGUCAGCAUGGAACGUGGAUGAUUCACCUUCGAGGCGGUUACCGUCUUCUCCACCGAACAUAUUUGCGUCAAGUCCGCCACCAUUCAAUAUGUCCCCUGCCUCGACAAGCUGCAAUCGCCAACUCGAAUUGGCAGGAACCUUCACUGGUGAUCAUGAAAUCAAAGUAUAUGAGGACGCGGAUACGAGACAAGGGGAAGAGAACACACACGUGACCGAUGAACCUGUUUCUGUAAACGAUGCAGCGCCUAGUCGGAAAUCACGAUCCAAUACUCAUUCCAUGGAGAAUCUCCGAGGGUCAACUCAAAGUAGUGCUCUAUCAUUCCCACCCGAUGAUCUGUCAGAUCCUGACGAAGAGAACGAUCCCAUCAUCCACUCAUUUGGCCCCUUUGGAGAUGAUAUUCUGGGCCGCAUGGCUUCUUUCUCAACUGAGAGCAAUCCUAUGGCAUCACCCCAACGGCGCCGGCAGGUGCUAAAAUCUUCCCCCAGAUCUCCUGCUCGCAAAGCAAGUCAUGCGGUCGUCUCGAAGAUUAAUGAGUCACCUAUUAGAAAUCAUGUCAUCAAUCAGCUCGCAUUCUCGCGUCUCCACUCCAUUCCCUUGUCGACCAUCAUGGGCAAUCUACCUGCAGAGCUCAAGGGCCAGGCGACUUCGUCCAACUUCAAAAUAGAUUCGCAAGAUGACACCACUCGGUUAGAUCUACUUAGCCGAGAUGCCUUGAAGACUAUCCUCGACAACAUUCCAUGUGUUGGUGAGAUCGCUAGAGAAGGCAAAGACGCUGCGGGGAAACGACUUGAGAAUGAGUUCUACUAUGUCCCUGAGAUGGAUAAUGACCAAGCUCGUCGGGACACUGUCACUGGAGGUCUUGGCAAGACUGGACUCCGCGCUGUACGAAAAAACCACAAGCAAUACUACUGGAAGAAGCCUCGUUGCUAGUCCACACAAACUGCUCUACACGGUCUUCAAGCUUCUAUGGUCCAACACAGAACAGAAGGACCCUCAAAAUCAUCUUGAUCAUAUACCUACCCCUCAAUACAGAUAACCUUCGCCGUAUAUACCUGUUUUUGUCUUCACUUCUGCGUUUUGCAUAGCGCGCGGAUUCCUGUUAAAU
This is a messenger RNA of Pseudovirgaria hyperparasitica, 2025 nucleotides long. RefSeq lists its product as uncharacterized. Bases 258 to 1850 code for a protein of 530 amino acids. The record is from RefSeq and is a predicted model, not a curated record. Gene Ontology annotation, molecular function: protein binding. Lineage: Eukaryota; Fungi; Ascomycota; Dothideomycetes; Acrospermales; Acrospermaceae. The transcript has 2 exons.